Molecule: messenger RNA, 16553 nt
Organism: Xyrichtys novacula (pearly razorfish)
Lineage: Eukaryota; Metazoa; Chordata; Actinopteri; Labriformes; Labridae
Source: the annotation of a GenBank genome assembly
GGGCAGUGUUGCACUUUCCACAGUAGAGUGCCGCUGUAGAGUAAUUGAAUGAAGAAGACGAGGGAACAUACUGGUCACGAAUGUGUUAGGGAAAAUACUGUAUAUCAAGAAUUUCUACAUUUCUGUGCAGCCUGUAACCUUUGCAUGUAGAACCACCGGGGGAUUGUGGAGAGGUCGGCUCCUGUGAGAACAACGAGUAAACCGGGAAGCGCUCAGCGGGAACAGUUAUGUAAACAGUCAGCAGCUGGCUGACUGAGCUGGUCUCUAUGGCACAGUUAGCAAACAAGCUAACGCUGAUCAAUAGAGUGUCACCUGAAGUCUUCAUGGUGACACACUCCAUGGAGAAUUCAUGAAGAGGCAUGGCAAGUAAGAGGAGUGGAGUUGAGACAACGGGGUCUUUGGGUUGUUCACACCUGAAUAUUCACAUGAAAGGAUUACCUCGUUUUAUUUUACAUGAAAUGACGACGUUCAGCUGCUGCCUCCUCCUCAGACUCAGCGGGUCUCAGUGAUGCUGCUGACGGCUGGACUAAUGCCCCGGUCGUCGGAAUUGGGACAGAGCACUCAGAGCACGGCAUCAUAAACCAUGAAGAACUGCGAGUACCAACAAAUCGACCCGCAGACUCUUCAGACACCAACCCCGACCCCUCCACCCCAUCUUCAUGGAAAAGAGAGCAAACAGAGAGAGGAGGAAGAGGAGGAACCCAAGAGACCGAGGAGAAAGUGGGAAGUUUUCCCCGGAAAGAACCGCUUCUACUGCGAUGGACGGAUCAUGUUGGCCAGGCAGAGUGGGGUCCUACCCCUCACACUGGGCCUUAUCCUCGUCACAUGUGGAUUAUUCUUUGUGUUUGAGUAAGUUCAUGUUUCAUAUGUUUCAAUCUUGAGUUUAAGUUUUGCAUAGAAACGAUUCAACUAUUUAUGAAACACUUGUUCUUCUUGGAUAGGGGGUUCAAUCAAUUAGUGAUGGGCACGGCAGUUCUUUUAGAUGCACUGAAUCACCAGAAUCAGUUCACUUGAAAGAUUCGUUCAUCGAAUCACCGAAUCAUUCAGUGCUUGGCGGGAGGAGCCUGUGACUCCGACCUCCUGAACUGAUACACAACUGAACGGUUCAGGAUUCGGUUCAAUUUAUAGCUUGUGGGACUGGGAGACGAGAGUGUUUGGAGGUGUUGCUUUGGCGAACAGGUUUGUAAAAAUGAACUUGUAUAUAAGUUGUGAUGUUUUGAGUGUACUGUCCUAUGGUAUGCUGUUUACCAGGUCUGCUCGGUAAAUUGGGCUCAGUUAGUGAUUCGUUCACUGAACAUUUAGAAAAAUUCAAACUGAACAUGCACCGUUCCCUCGCAAACCGCUGCAAUGAUAGGAUGCUGCGGGUUUAAUGCACUACAUGUUACAAGAUUUAUUCUUAAAUAAAAAAAGAAAGAUAUUUGAACUUAAAAAUCGAUUUAAAAAAAUAAUUAAAAAAAAAAAAAUCACGAUACAUAUGUGAAUCGAUUUUUCUCCACCCCUAGUCAAUAAGUCUGUCCACAAAUAUGAAUCUAUAAAAAUGCUUUAGCAGUUCUGGGAAGGUUAGUUACUUUUUAUUUUGUGAGUUAGUUGUCAGUUUUGCCUUUACAAUAACUCGAACACAUCCAAAUGUUUGUCCCCCUCCCUGGUUUAGCAUCCUCUUUUCUAAAUGAUAUCUAUAUUUCCUGUCCACUCCCUAGCUAGAGUUGAACUCUGUUAUGCUGCCCUGAAUGAUGCAGUUUAUUGUUGCUUGUGACUUAUCUGUCAUUUUAAAAAAUCUGUGACAUAACUUGAUGUAUUUUUCUGGAUCUUUCAAAGUCCAUCUAAUCCAUCUCUGGUUCAGAUUACUAUAGACUGUAAGAAUAUGAAUGAAUAAUACAUGAAAAUUGGGUGUUUUUUGAUCUUUUUUGGAUUUUGUUAUGUAAAAGAUUAAAAAAAAAAAACUGUAGGAGCCUUCCUGACCUCUAACUAUCAGCAUUGGUUGUAAAAACUUUAUUAAUGAAACAAAAAAAUUAAAAAGAAAUAUAUAUUAAUAUAUAUUUAAUAAAGAUGUGUCUUGAUUAGUAAAAUUAAAUAAGGAACCGCCACCUUAAGCCUGAUCUCUACUAAAGCGAUAUCUCAAUUCUGACAUAAUUCAGUUUAAAAGGUUAGGUUUUAUAAUAUAGUUCAGCAGUGUUUGAUGUAAAGCUUGUAAAUCAGAGCUCUUUUUGUACAACCCUAACAGCGCUUGUUUUAUUAAGUAUAUUAAAUACUAGAUAUAGAGCUUGGAUCUGAAAAUGUCACUCUCUCUGUCACAGUGUGGUAAAAACUAUGCUCCAUCUCCAGGGGUUCAAAUGGUGGUUGAAGUAACCGAGCGUUAAUUAAGAUAGCUUUCAAAGUAGAUGUUAGAAGUAGGCUUAGUCAAAUGAGGCUGGGGCUGCGUUCCAUUUUCCAGCCUCUGAAAUAAUAAUUAAUAAUAUAAUUAUGUUUUUUUCCUCUUUGUCUCACACUACAGCUGUCCAUUCUUGGUCAUACACCUGACAAGCUGCAUACCUUUUAUUGGAGGAAGCUUGUUUGUAUUUGUGGUCAUCACCUUGCUCCAGACCAGCUUCACUGACCCCGGCAUCCUGCCCAGAGCAACACCUGAUGAGGCUGCAGAUAUUGAAAAACAGAUCGGUAAGACUCGGUUAUAAGUAGGGUCAGGACUAUACAGAAAAAUAAUCAUGGUCAUUUUAAGAGCUCAUCUUAUGUAGGCCUGUCACGAUAACGAAUUUUGCUGGACGAUAAUUGUGCUACAAAUUAUCGCCGAUAAACGAUAUUAUUGACACCAUUUUUUAAAUUAUAGAUAAUGAUAUUAUAUGGCAUAAUAAUGCGAGUACACCAUGUCAAAAGUGAUAAACUUUAAUUUCCACACGAGAACAACACUGGUUGUUUUCGUUGACUAAAAUAUUUCCCUUUUCUCCCACGACGAAGACGUAACGUUGACGAGCUAAACAUAAGUCGGAGAUGACUAAAAUGUGACGAGACGAAAGUGCGUUUAUGUUGAUGGGACGAGACGAAAAUGACGAACAGAGUUGCAAAACUCAGUCAGUUAAACGCUAAACAUACAGGAGCAGCUUCAGUCCGCUCUGACAGCUCUCAUCAGCCUGCUGUGCUCCUCCAACACACAGACACACACGCGCGCGCACACAAACACGUGGAGUUUUGUGGUUGACGAAAACAAAACUGGUUUAAAGCCUAAAUAUUCCCACACUUGGGCUGUUGCGUUCGGUUUAGACACCAAAGCUGUCGUGUUCAUUCUGUUAGCUUGCUUUUCACUCACGACGCUCACUUGCAGCACUGUAUCCAAAAGUUUGUGUCUGUGUGCCUGUGCGCGCCAGCCCCCUCGUGACAAAGACACUGAAUGACUGACAGGAGGGUUCACUAACUCCGUUCAUUACGCUAUAGAGCCAACGCCCCCAGGUGCCGAGAAAAAUGUGCAGAGUGAGACCUCUUCUCUCAUCCAGCGUGUUUGGUAGCGAGAGAGGAGGAAAACAAACGCACGUCAAUUAUCGAGGCUGGCAAAGUUAUCGACCUCGUUUUUAUUUAUCGAGCGAUAAGGCGAUUUAUUGAUUAUCGCGACAGGCCUAAUCUUAUGUUUCUCUUCCUGCUCACAGUAAAAAGUCUGUUCCUUCCUUUUAAAGUGAUUUGCAUGAAAAAAAAAUCUUCUUGUCUGUUACUGACCUGAAGUUGUCAAUUUCAACAAAAUCUGCAUUGUUUCUGUGUUUUUGUUUUUGACUAUUGUCUUGGAGCUCUGUAAAAAAGCUGCUUUGUUCCUAGAUGUAUUGACUUGCAAACUUGCUGAUGCAAUGUCCUUGAAUCAAAUUACUAGAGUUGUUUAUUUUGCCCAGAGUAAAUAGUCCUAUGAGAUUGCUGCAUGAAACCAAUACUACCAUUAGCACCAGACUCUCUCUAUAUCUUUUCUCCUUCUUGAAACUAUUGACCCUUAAAGGGAUAUUCCAGCGUAAAAUUAAUUUAGGGUCAAACACACCAUAACACUGAAUUAGCCACCCCCUCGAGAGAUGAAUGUUGCUGACCGCUUGUUUCUCUGGUUACACCAACUUUAGUAACGAUCGCAUGAUAGCAAUACACAGCGGUCCCAGGAGCCAUGCACUCAAUCAAAAUGCCACUCUAUAGCCACAAAUAAUGCUCAGAACAGCACCUAACUUCAUCAACAGUACAUAUAGGGUCCCAGCUAUAGUACUAGCCACCAAACAUCUUUUUAGCUUUGCCUGGUUACUUUAGCAAAGAGACUAAACACAACUAACCCACUCUCCUCCAGCAGCCGCUUGAUGAGUCGAUCACCGACUGCAGUGGAGUUUCGCAGCUCAAGGAAGAACAUUUAUGAAAAUUACUUUAUCAUUUCUUUGAAGUAAUAAUCACCAUAAUAAUCAUUUUGUACUGCAGACACUGUAGUUCUUCUGCUUUAGCAUCUCGGUCUGAUUGCAUUUCCAUGAAGAAAUGAUCAUAAAUGUUCUUCCUUGAACUGCGUCACCCCGUUGCAGUCUGUGAUGGAUAUCUCAACAGUGCAAUUAGAUUAUGAAGAUGUGAUAUUUAUGACAUUAUCAAGAAUGACAUAUCUUUCAAUGUUUUAGUUUUUUUGUUGUUUUUCACUCAUUUGGUUUUGUUCAGGCUUCAGAGCUGAGAUAGUGAAUGUAUUAGUUUUCUAUCCUCUCCUUUUUUUCCACUGUAAAUCUCUAACAUAUGGCGGCUUCUAAAGGGGUAGUGAUUGUUUUCCAAGUUCCGUUUCACAAAAAUAAAACAUUUGACACUUUAAAGGUUCAAAAUACAAUCUGCGAAAAGUCUCAUCAUCUCACCUCAGUGUGAUGAAUCUCUGUUGGCAUCCAUGAGAGCAGAUUUUUUUUUCUGGAAGGCUGACUCCUGAAGCUUUGACCAGGAGAUUCAUCAUCCCAACCUGUCCCUAUUUUUCACUUCAAAUGGUCCAUCGGGUCUGUUCACUGUCAGUUUGAGUCUUGCCAACAGUAUCUAUCCCUUUCAUCUAACAUGCUUCACUGUAAUGACCUCGGUGUCAAAAACUGGCUUUAUGUUCUCCUCUCCUCCUACACAGGACCAAAGUUGAGGCCAUGGUAGUGUCAGAUGUUGAAAUAACCCAAGUAUGCUGCUGUUGUUUGAUUUAUUUUUGAAACCUAGCCUCUGACAGAAGCAGCACAAUAUUCAACCAGUCUGUCUUUGAUAAAUUCUUUGAGCAUUUUUACUCAACAUUGAGACUUCAGUAGGCUUUGGCUAAAUUCAAAGAAAGCUGCGUUAAGAGUUUCCCAAAAGCAGGUAUAGUAUGGCCAAUUUAUAUCUUAGUAGCAUUUCUGUAUUUUUUUCGAAAGUCCCUGUGAGAAGCUUUAUCUGACUGUGAAACAAACUGAAAUACCAUUUAUUGACUUUUUAUGACCUUAAAAAGUAAAUAAAGCCAUUAGCAACAAAAUAGAUGAUUUCUGUGCUUGAUUUUUAAUGCCUGCAAUCAGGUUUCAGACUUAAGUGUAGAUAGCAAGCUUGAAAAUAACACCUUUUUUGGUUUUUCCACAACAAACAUUCGCUAUGAGUGACACACUAAACUGUUAAAAGACAACAGGAUGAGAUAUUGUUGAUUAAAAAGUCAGUCUUUGUUGCUUUAAGGUUAAUUGACCAUUGAGCCCAUUUGUUUUCCUUGCAGACAACCCUGGAAACAGCAGCUACCGGCCUCCACCACGCACUAAAGAGGUCCUUAUCAACCAACAGGUGGUGAAGCUCAAGUACUGCUUCACCUGCAAGAUGUUCCGACCGCCACGCACCUCCCACUGCAGCCUGUGUGACAACUGUGUGGGUGAGCUGCAACACCACACACCAACACACUGACAUUUGCCUGUGAUAAAUUAUGAAUAGAAACCACACAGGUGGUUUCUCCAGUCAGCAUCAUUUCGUCACUCUGAUUCUGGAAUGUUUGAAUCUGAAACUGUCAAAAUUCUUCUUUAAUGAAAACAAAAAUAAACAACAACAUCAACAAAUUUGUUUAGUCUUCUCCGCUGUGUUUUUUCUCCAGAGCGAUUUGACCAUCACUGCCCAUGGGUGGGGAACUGUGUCGGUAAACGAAACUACCGUUUCUUCUACACCUUCAUCGUGUCGCUGUCCUUCUUGACGGCGUUUAUCUUCGGCUGCGUGACAACACACCUCGCACUAAGUGAGUGUUCAUGCGCCCAUUCGAAAUAAUAAAAAAAGACUGAUGUUGGCUCCACUGUUUAUUUUGUGCUGGUUUAUUUUCGUCUUCGUCUCAACUCCAAAGUGAUUAUAAUAUAGUUUCAAUCCUUGAUAAUUUUAGUAUAAUUUAAGUUGGCAGCGUUUCAAAACAUUUCAGUCGAGUAUCAAGGUCUCAAAGAUUUUCAGUGUUUGAGUUGGCAACAUUUCACCCUCAGAACACUUUUACUUCUGUGAUAUCUGGAUUCCUUACCUGUCGGAUCAUUUAGCAUAGACUCUUUCAUAAAGCACUGCUGCUGCGCCCUCUGCUAAACUCUUACAGAUAGUAGGAUCUCACUCAAAGUACCUGCUUGAUGCAAUUGUUUUUGUCAAUUUGAGCAGUUAAUGUGUCUGAUAGAAAAUCUGCCAAAUGGUUAUUUUAAUUUGCUGGUUUGUGUCUGCUUUUGUUUUUCCCCCAUUCAGCUCCCUUUCAGAUUCAUUACUUUGUAUUUUAUUCAGACGGGACAAGAGUCAGAAUUACAAGAACAUAUUUGAGCUUGACAGCUCACAUGUAGAGAGAAAACUAACUGCUGUUCAUUUAAGAAUCCUAACUCAACUUUUGUCUCAUUUGAAUUAUUAUUUGAGUCAUUGUUUCUCCUUCCUUUCAGGGGCUCAGGGAGGAAAGGGCCUGGUGUUCGCUUUACAAGAGAGUCCUGGCAGAUAUCCUUUACUCACAAACAUGCCAAAGAUUUCCAGAGCUAACUUUAUUUGCAGUUCUCUUUUCAUUAACUGGUGAUUUCCUUGACCAGCUCUGUCACUGCAGUGGAGCUGGUGAUCUGCUUCUUCUCAGUCUGGUCCAUCUUGGGCCUCUCAGGCUUCCAUACAUAUCUUGUUGCUUCCAAUCUCACCACUAAUGAAGAUGUGAGUUCUGAUUUGAGUGCAGUCUUUAACUAACUUUGACAUAUUUGAAAAAAUCUGCAUUACCACAGGAGUUAAGCACAAAAAUUCUAAAGAAAAGCUUUGAAAUGUUGCAUGUUGAGAAGUUUUGGUUCCUGUCUGUCUCAGAUUAAAGGCUCCUGGUCAGGGAAAGGCGGAGAAGAUGUCACCAACCCAUACAGCCAUAAAAACAUCUUCAUCAACUGCUGUACUGUGCUCUGUGGACCCAUGCCUCCCAGGUCAGUAUGAAAUCUCACACACUGUGUUCUCUGAAAUGAAUCUGUAAAUCAAGCUACAGUUUUAUCUAAAGACGCCCUUGUUUUUCUGUUCUAGCUUGAUCGACAGACGAGGUUUCCUGCCCUCAGAUGAAUCAGCCCAGACUUCUGGUGUGGACAUCGAGCUGCCCUCUGCGCCCAGCAAAAGCGAGAUAAAUGUGGUAGGAGGAUCUUCCCAGCUUCUUCAGCUGGCUUUAGGCUUGCAGGAAUCCUCCCCUCCCCUUUGCCUGCACCCGUUGACUCCCAUCAGACCUGUUCCUCUUCCAGACAGGAGCCUUGUUGCCUGCUGUAGUCCUAGCUAAGCAUCUGUCUGCUGCCUGUGGAUGGGUUUAUCCUUAGAUAUGUUGUAGUUAUCCAAAAAGUGAAACUAAUUUUAUAUAAAUAGCCUGAGGGGAAUGCAUCCCAACAUUUUUGUAACUCUGCUUUCCUGUCUUUAGAUCUCAGCUUUUUCCUUACUAUCUAGAGGUUUAAAAAGCUUCUCCUCUUGAAAUAACUAUGAAUUAGUCAAGGAUUUGAUAGUAAAACUGUAGAUUAGCUCUUUUUUGAAGUGUAUGGAUGCACUGUUUAUGGCUUCUAUAUAUUGGCCAUUUAUUCAGUGAUCUUGUGUACUGAGGCUGUUGGCCUUAUUAGUGAGAUUAGCAGAGAUGCCUCCUCUAAGCAGGUCAGGCACCUCAGAAUACCUCAGUCUUGUUUACCUCGUAGUGAUGAACAGAUCAGGUACGCUCAUCUUUUUUAUAAGGGAGCGGGAAAACAGAUUAAUAGAGGAUUACCAACGUUUAGUUUCAGGGAGAAUAUUUUGAAAAAAGAUGAAGUUAAAGUUUUGGAAAUGAUGUCAAAAUGCUAAUAACUGACUUGAAGUACUGCCAGGUAUUAAAAGAUUUAAACUGGAGAGGAUUUUGUGAAUUUUAAGGAUUUUACAAAUAUCUGAAGAGGAUAUUUUUGGACUUUAUUUUUGAUAUCUUCACUUUGUUCUCAAAAUUCAAGUAAAAACCUUCCUCAUAUCUUUUUUCUUACACCUGACGGUCAUUUUGCACAAGACAGAUUAGGGCUGCUUCUACUAAAACGAGGAACAUAAACAAUCCUGUGAAGUGAAACUCAGUGUCCGAGGACAAACAGUGGCUGCAGAAACACACACAGUCUGCCUGUCAGCCUCUUCUUCUUUAUAAAGCCUCAGUUUCACAUGCAAUCAAUUCAGAAUCCUGAGAGUUAUUGAUCCUGUGAUGCUAAUAAAGGCAUGUAACUAUUUAUGAAGCCUUGACUAACAAGUGAUUUUCAUUUAAAUGUAUGAGAUUUUCCUUUUUCCCUGUGAGGUGGCCUUGCUAUUCUGUUUGAAUAUUUAAAAAGCACACUAACACUCCAUAAUUUAACUGAAAACAACUUUUUAAAUACCUUAUAUCUGCUUUUCAUACUCAUCUUACAGAUACCGUGAUCAAUAACUUAAAGUUAUGACAAUAUGUGACUCAGCGUUAUUGUUUUCAAAGUGGGAGUGAACAAGUAAUGAAGCUGCUUCUUCCUUACGGGGCCGUUCUCUAGUUCAGUGUUUCAGUAAAAGUCAUAAAAAAGAUACCAGGAGAGCUGUACAGGAACUUUCAUUUCACUUAAGGUACCUGUGGUUCAGGGAGAGCUGCAGUCGGAGUCUCUGUAAUCUCAUAACGCGAAAGAACAUCGGCUGUUUGGUGCUUUGUAAAACAAACAUUAUUUUUUAUGUUACACAAGACUGAUAAAGAUGUGUUCUGUUGACUCGGUGUACGAGUAAACUCAGUUUACUGACAGUCAGCUGAAUCUUUGUCAGGAAUAUGUUUUUUUUUUCGAGUCAAGUUUGGUGGCUCAAACAAGAGUUUUGGAUUUAGUUAAAAAAAAAAACAGGAAGAAAAAUGUUUCCAGUUUCUUGUUCUUAGUGUGUGUUUCAGUUCCCAUCUUCCUUUCUUACUGUGUGAUUGUAUUAGGGCUGGGGGAUAUGGGAAAAAGUUUAUCACAGUAUAUUUUUUCAUGUUAGUUGAUAUCGAUAUAUAUCACGAGAUAAAAAAUGAAAUUUAACAGUGUUUAUUGGUAGCAUGUCUUUUGCAACACAAAUAUUUUCUGCAUCUGUGAGGUCUUUGUGUCUCUUUGAUGUUUUGUCAUAAGGCGUUGUGCUAGAGAAAGCAGACUGAAUGGUCGGCUGUUUCAGCUGCACAGGCGCCAUGGGCUCCUUACUCCGCUCUGGGUUUGUAACCUUUUGCGUUCAGGUGGUGAAAAUGAUUUGAGGUAUUCCCCGACUUUGUGAGAACAUGUACUCGACAUAAUUUGCAGUGCACAUUACUCUGCUUUAUGUUUGACCUCCAAAAACAAAAAUACCUCCACACAACCGAUGUUUUCAUGCCAGUGUUGUUGACGAUGUCGUCAUCUGUUGAGCCUUCAUCGUCAUUUCUUUCGGGGGUAGCACUCAUUUUCUGCCGGAGCAACUCCCCUUUUCAUUGGCUAUUCGUAUAGUCUACCAAAACAUGUCAGAUUGCAGGUCAUCGAAAAGCAUGCUGACCAUGUUUUAUAUCGAUAUUGAGGGGAAUUAAUUUUUGAUAUCGUUAUCAUUUUAUCGCCCAGCCCUAGAUUGUUUAUGAUUCAGUUUUUUUUUUUCUAACUUAUCCCUCCUUUUAUAAACGUUUACAUAUCAUCAAUAUCUGAGAUGAAUUUCCACAACACAUUCUUUUUUAAUAUGUAAUAUACCCCUCCGUGUAUGACCCCAUUGUUUAUUUUCUUUUCCCUUUUCUAAUUGAUACAGAGCCCCUGAAGUCCCAGAGUAAACAUUUUUAUGUUGUAUGCCUAAGUUAUUAUGUUCUGCACUUAAUGUAGAGCAAUGCCUGUGAGCUAGUUCAGGCAGGCGACCAAAGCUGUUUAGCUAAAUACAAUCAUUUUACAUACACAACUUUCCUAUAUCGUCAUUUUUUGACAAAAAUGAGUUUUUGGCCUCAAUCAUCUCUAAAUCAUCUCUUGAGAUGAGGGUGACCAUAUGGUGGUUUUAUAGCCAGACCCUCGGCUUUGCAGUUAUCACUACUGCCGUCCAUCUAUACUACGCUUAAAGCUUCAGCCCAUCACCUCCUCAGCAGUCGCUUACAGACUCCAGCUAACGGUUUAAGAUUCUGUCAAAUCACUCCGAAAUCACUGGAGCUUCAUUGCCAGCUAUGGUUUUCUGCUGAUGCAGUUCAGUUUCGCCAAAUAUAACCCGAAUGACAGCCCGCCUGAAAUAACUUUGUUGAAUAUGCAAGAUAAAAAAUAUCCGCACUGUACCUCGGGGACCUGAGGAGCUCUGUAAUUUUAUAUGUUGGAUCGAAAGGAAACCGUCGUCAGAGUCUCUCCCAGUGUGUCAUUUCCCCCAGUCUUACUCUGCUGUCCUGUAUGUGGUGUGUCUCUGUGCCGGUGUCCUGCCACCUACACUAGGAGGAGAAAUGUCUGGACUUUGCUGUGACCUGCACUGGAUGAUUAGCGUCUGUUAGUGCAGGGAAAGUGAAGCUUGAGCUUGGAGUCAGAGAGUCCAGAGUCUUUGCCCACUGGUGCACUUGCGUGUCAUAUUGGCUGGCUCCUGCAUGCUACGUUGAAUUCACUGCAGUUUUCAUUAUGUUGGAUUAUGUUAAAUUGAUCCACAAUGGACAGAUGUGUAUUAAACCACAGCAUGUUCCUGGAUAUAAAAUGAAUUCAGGAUGUAUGGCUGUAAAAAAUCUGACUUUACUGAAUAAGAUUUACUUGAAACAUUUAUGAUACCACACAUUUAUCAUAAUGAGGCUGAAUUAAUAACUGCAUUUGGGACAUGAUCACAGACAACAUAUAAUAUACAGAAAAUAAGAGUAUGAAAUGUGUCUUCUGUGCUAUGCAAAGGAGAUGGAUGAAGCAUGUUCUGUCAGCCACCGUUACGCCUUUUGAUAUGAGGCUGUAGGGUCUUGAAUGUUUGUAGCUGUAAGUGUCGACUAGUGGACUGGAGGGUGGAUUUGUGUGCUGCUGAUGCCUUUAUCUUGACUGGCAGGUCAUGAAUCAAAGUUGUAAUGUCUUUUCAAUAUGCUCAUUUUUCUGUUUUUAUAUUCUCCUUCACUCUAAAAAAGGGACAAGAAUGUACAAAAAUGACAUGCUCUAUUGAAGAGGGCGCACACUAGAAAUAAGAACUGUAACUUUAAGAUGGAAAUGUUGAUAUAGUACAACCUUGAUUGAAGAAAAAAAAAAAAGACACUGAAAAAUUUUGAUGAAAAGCAGUUUAACAUUUUAACUCAAUGCAAAGACUGGGGUCCAUAUGGGCCCCAUAUGUGGAAGCUGCGCCUCCCCAGUGGCUGGCCCAGGGUUUUCCCCCAGUCUGUUGCUUUUUUACUGCAUGUCACUCUCCACUUUUUUCCCCUUCCCUGCUCUGUCCGCUGUCCUAUCCUCUCCAAACAAAAGGCAAACAGCCUAAAAGAUGACGAUGACAGCAUAUCGAAUGGUUUUGUUUUCCAGAUAUUAUGUUUUUGUCAGAGAGGACCCCGCAUGUUUCAGUAUAAGGCUUCCAAACCAUAGUCUGCACAUAUUACACCAGUAUGGCACUUAAAUAGAAGAAUCUGGGCGAUGGUGUUUCCCACCAAUACCAACUUGUCACCUGUUGAAAGUAUCUGGUGCAUCAUGACACAAAAAGUAUGACCCCAAACUGUUGAUCAGCUCUAUCAGGUGAGAAAUGGGACAUUUCACUUCAAAACUCCAGAAAUUGGUCUUCCAGUCCUUAAAUGUCCACAAAGUUUUGUUAAAGAAGAGAUAAUGCAACACAGCGGUGAAUAUGCCUCUGUCCAACUUUUAAACCUAUCGUUGACAUCAAUUUCAGGAUUUUCUUGAAACAAGUGGACAUUUAAGUUUCAAACUUUGAUUUUUCUUCUGUUCUGAUUAACCCUUUACUGAGCAUCCAGACUUUUAAGGUUGUUUAUUUCUGGAGCAGUCUUUGAAAUCAUUUUGCAGAGCUAUCAUACUGUAUGUUUCCCGAGGCCUACUGUGCCUUCACAUGCAGAUCACAUCCAGUUUUUCGCUUUGGUUUCGCUCAUGCAGCGUCCUUACUCUCUCAGCUUCCCAUGAAUCCCUCACAGCUGUACUUACAUUCACUGAAGUGAUUUAAAGUCCCGCUGUUUGACCUUUCAACACUGGUUUGUCUGAUCACUUCCUGUGUUUUUUCCUUCCCUUCCUCUUCAGUGCACGCAGGGAACUAAAGGUCUGCUGGAAUCGGCCACACGCUCUCCCCUCAUUACCACCUCGUGUCCUCAGGGGAAACCUCAAGCCGCUCAUACCUGCCCAGACAUCAGCCCCGCCAUGAACUCUGACCCUUCACCGGAGGUUUCCACAAGUUGCGGGGCACGCCAUAUCAUGAUCUCCCACGGUGAUACCUCUCCGCAGCGUCACACCAAGACCCGUUCAAAGAGGAGUAAAAGAGCAGCGUUGCAUAUUCCUAACCCAGCUUUCGAUGUCCCUGUGUCCCCUACCUCUCCAGAUGCUGGCCUGGGCUCCAAAUCCGGGGCCCAUAAAGGUGCCAGCUUUGCUCCUUUGCACUGACUGUCAGGAAUAACGGCUUCCUCAAGAGAAAACAUACUUUGUUUGAAGCUUGCAUGCUGUGAAACAGUCAUGACACAAGUUUUAUGAAGUCCAAAUUUUCUUUAUUUGUUGGUUCUGAAACUGCUGGGUCCCGUCAUAAUGUAUGAGGAUGACAAUCAGGAUAGUAUGUUACUGUGUAAUGAAUUUACUGGAAGAAUAAUAUCACCAGAGAAGACUGAUUGACUUUAAAGACUAAAACAUAUAGACCAUACUCCCAUGGUGGCCUUUGACAUCACUAUCAGGGUGGGAAACUUGUAAAUUCUCAUGUAUUAAUUGUGUAAAUCAUAUAAACCCUGAUAAUCUGAAACAUUUUGGUAAUUUCACAUCUCAUUGGUUGAUUAGCAGCCACACAGACUUUGGGUUAUCAAAACAUGUUUGAUGACCCACUAGCAUUCAGCUCCUUCCUAUGUAGCAAAUAUGUUGAAAAAUCACAGACACAACAGAAACAGUUACAUUGCAAAGGUGGAUUGAUUGAUGACGUACUUUGAGUAUUAUGUUGUGUAGGCGUCUAUUUUUACAUCACUUUAGCUAUAGAUUUGAAUAAUAGAUACGACGUUCCCCUUUGAGCUGCAUGUCUACGUGGCAGCCAUCUUGGCAGGGGCAUCAUUCCCACUAAAGGCAAUGCAUGUACAAUGAAAAUAAAUGAUAUAUAUAUAAAUAAAUAACUUGCUCAUUUAUCAACCGAUUUUCAUAUGGUUUACUUUAUUGUCAGUGCCAAAACACAUGCUAUUAAUACAGACUAUCAUAUUUAAAACAUAUUUUCUGUAUUAAUAGCACGUUUUGGCCUUAAAAAUGAAGUAAACCGCUUGAAAAUCAUGUAAAAAAAAAUAGCAAGAUAUGAUUUAUUUUCCAUGUACAUCUAAUUCCUUUCACGGGACCAUUGCCCCUGCCAAGAUGGCUGCCACGUCGGAACGUUGCUUAGCGGGCUGGUACUCGCUGCACACUGGCGAUAACCAUGUAAGCAUUUAACUGAAAGACGCUCAUAUACAGGGUCACAUCAACAGUCUUAUUGUAAACUCGACCUUCGAGUAGGAUGAGAAAUCUUACUUGUGUACAAGCUUUUUCCUUUAGAUAAACCAUCAAAUGGUAAAUUAAUUUAAUAACAUUAAAAAAAAAGAAUAAAGACAAUAUUUUAAGGCUUCUAACCCUUAUGAUGGAAGUAAAACAACUACACAGGACUGUAUGGGUGGUAUUGUUGGCUAACUAAUACAGUGUGAAAAUAGAUAGCAAUAAUAACAAACUGUUGAUGCUAAUUGGGUUUCUAAGUUUCAUUAUCUGGGACACUAUGAUAAUGCGUGAAAACCUACAAGUAACUCACAAGAAAACGGCCACUGUGGGAGGGUCUAUUGUGAAGGUAGUGUACUGUUAGAGCCAUACACCUUUGUGAUGAUGUUUAUGUAAAACAGCAAGUCUACCAGCAUGCCAGAUACAUCAUAUAUUGUUAAACAGUGGCUUGAUGUAUAAAGUACAAACAUCGGGGGCUUGAAAAGCUUCAAAUAGAUGCUCAAGUUCAGAAUUUGUCUCCAUCUGUAAAGACGAAAGCUGCUGUUGAAGGUUACGUCCAUCCCAAAUCUACAGAACUCACAUGUGCUAUUUCUAUAACAGUGUAGAGCUCUAUUUAAAAAGUGAAUCUGAGCCAGUUUUCUCCUUAAGCUGUACAGCAGAGACACAGUUUAUACCAAUGACAUCAUGAUGAAACUGAUAGACAGUGAAUAAUGGAAGAAGUUAUACGACUAUGACAGCAUCCAUGGAGCUCCUUCCAGGAAAUAGGAGACAUUUUUCCAUCUGAACCUGAGAGUACAUGUCAUAUUUCUUGGUUAAACAGAAAGAUGACGAGCCAAAGAAAAGGUGUCCUACUUUCUGAUUGUGGUCCAGACAGUAUUGUUUUGUCACAUUUGAGUAUGCAGGAGAAAAAUACCUGAAUCGAACAAAAUGUAGCUUGUAAUUUAUAUCAACCAGUGAUCAUGAUCCAGCUGAUGAUAUCCUUUCUCACUUCCCCUCCACUUCAACUUAAUUCUGAAGCACAGACUUCUGAAAAAAACAUGGAUGUCUCAGUUUCUUCACAACUUAAGGAGUAUGAGCGAAUUAAAGUAAUAACCAUUCAGAACAUACCUGUUAUUGGUUACAUGUUUAAUUUAUAUUUUUGCCUUUUAACAUGGGUGUUAAUGGAGAUUCCUUGGUUUUUGUUGCCCGCCUCAAGUGGCCAUAUUAGGUACUGCGGUUCUUUUGCACACGAAGCAAAAUUUCUUAAGACCACAGAUUGCCACUUUGUCAAAAUUCACCAAACAAGCAACAAACAAAUGUUGCGUAAUAAUUAAAACAAUUAAAAUAACUUUAUUUCUAUGGCGCUCUCCAUGCAAGUUGCAGCCAAAAUGUUUAGAGCCCCUGUGAAGUUUUUGACUAAUUGUUAAACAAAAUGAAUUACUAAUUCUUUAUGAACCACAAAUGAACACAAGAACAUCAGCAACAAGACUGAUGAAUCGAGUUCUUUAAUUUUUAAUGCCUGACACCCUGUUAGAGGUCAGUGUCAGACCAGGUGAUUGACAGCAGCCUGAAGAAACAACCCCUCUUUACACUUUGACUGGUCAAUAUUCACAGUGAGAGAAGUUCUGCACACAUAGCUCACCUUCUUUUACACUGAAAUCAUAGCUGUGAGUUCUGUUUUGGGUGGACUAUCCCUUUAACCUCACACAGGAAGCAUAGAGAUAUCAGUGUGUAACUGUUGUAUUGGUGUUGUUCAGAUUUCUGUUAUAUAUAGAUAAAAGGGAAUGCAUCUGCAUGAUAAUGACCUAAGAGAUAUUUUAUGGAUUUUUUUAUUUAUUUAUUUAUUUUCAUUUUAAACGCCUCAAUGAUUUUUUUUCUUAUAAAGCUGUGAUAUGUAUUUCUAAAUAUAUGGUUUACACGAGCAGAUGCGGUGUUGCACAUUGCCUGUGCUGCACCCAGAGACACUUAUGAAGAUUUUGGGCCCCUCUGCUUCACAACCCCAAAUGUUUUAAUAUGUUUCAGUCAUGUGCCCCUAAAAUCAUCCUAACUUCUUGUCCAAAACAGUGCCCCUGACUGCACCUCCUCUUGUUGAGUUAUUUAUUUCAUACAGUGUUUUAAAGUCUUCAGUUAAACCUCACUUUCUCCUCCUCAGUUUGUUUAAACAUCUGCGAUACUUCUUCCCUCCUCCAUAAAACUAUUUAACUCUGUUCGCUCUGACGGAUCCAUGAAAAUCUUUGUAGAGAUGCUGAUUGUUUUUUCUCAGGUGGAAAUAAGUGAGUAUUACGUAUCCAAAAUGCAAGUUCUACAUUGUAACCAGAUGGCAAUAGCUGCACAAAAUGCAUCCAAACAAUCCUCUCCAUCUCGGUGCACACAUUCACAUGUGUACCUGCACACUGUCUGUGAUUAUUUCACCUCAACAGUCUUCCCGUUAGUGAAGCAAAAUCACCUCUUGUGCAAUAUUUUCUGUGUGAACAUUUAUCCCGACAUCUUCCAAAUGCAAGUGAGAAUGAAUGCAGACAAUGCAUUUCCAAAAGGAAAACACUGUACUGUAUUUGUAUGACCAGUAAGGUUAUUUGAACCAAUGCUCCUUUCAAAAUAAAGGAAAAGGGAAAAAGGAAA